Chlamydomonas reinhardtii is the source of this 1170-nucleotide messenger RNA. RefSeq lists its product as uncharacterized. Gene Ontology annotation, biological process: protein folding. Gene Ontology annotation, molecular function: protein folding chaperone. Bases 120 to 557 code for a protein of 145 amino acids. Lineage: Eukaryota; Viridiplantae; Chlorophyta; Chlorophyceae; Chlamydomonadales; Chlamydomonadaceae. The record is from RefSeq and is a predicted model, not a curated record. The transcript has 3 exons. Gene Ontology annotation, cellular component: prefoldin complex; cytoplasm.
AACAUAGCACAGCUAUCAUCCCGGUAACCAAAUAUUGACAGCGUUCCCUGCAUCUCCCGCCACGCCUGCAUAAUAAGCACCCUAGACUUCUCAUUUACCUGUCACUAAGCAAUAAAAGAAUGAGCUCGGGCCCACGGAAUGAGAACGAGGUGCUUCAAGAGUUCCAGGCUCGGCGGGAGCGCAUCCAAGUGACUUGGACAAAGAUCAUGGAGCUAGGGGCUGAAGCAACAGAGCACCAACUGGUGAUGGACGCGCUCCAGAAGCUGGAUAAGGACCGGAAGUGCUUCCGGCUGGUGGGCGACGUGCUGGUGGAGCGGACAGUGGGCGAGACGGUGCCGGCGGUAUUGAAGAACCGCGACAACCUGAAGAGCACGAUUGAGUCGUUCCAAAAGCAGCUGGACAUUCAGAAAAAGGAGCUGGCGGAGUUCCAGGAGAAGUACAAGAUCCGGGUGCGCUCGGAGAGCGACGUGGCGGCGGAGGAGGCGGCCGCGGCAAGGGCCAAGGAGGGUGCCAAGGCGGCCGCGGCGCAGCAGGGCGUGCUGGUCUCCAAGUCGUAGGCGGAUCACAGCUGGCGCUGCCCCUCCGGUAGUAUAUGCCGUGGCUCGUGGUCAGGCCACACGACUGGUGCAGGAGGGUGGAGGAUAGCCCAGCCCAGGCUUGGGCGUGGGCUUGGCGCUGUCGCCCAGGGCUCCGCUUGCGAAGGCCGACAUGGUUGGUGAGGAUAGUGAGGAGGAGCUCGUGUGGCAGGGGUGUUCAUGGGGGCCUUCGUCCCCCGCUGAAUUACUGCGCUCCGGAGGCUCAGCCCUGAAACAGCGGCAAGAUUCCAGUUCCGCACUGUGCUUAAGGACGGAUACGAUGAUGGAUCGUGGUGGACUUGGACGCAAGGCACGUGGCGCGUGGUGGGGCACAUGCGUUGGUCGAGUGACCGUUGGUUAGGAGGAGCUGCGAAGGCAGCUAUCGCUUUCAAGUGCGCUGGAAAGUUGCGCGCAAUGUGAAGCGCGGUUUGCUUCACGGCGCGUAUGAUUGGGGCGGGCUCUGUGCGCAAUGGUGGCUGCUGUACGACACUCGGCAUACGCGCGCGGUCUGAUGACAUCGGUGUUUAGGCACGUUGGCGUGCGAACAGACGCCAGUGUGACAGGCGAAGCCGUGUAAGCUCGUGCCUAUCGGCUA